AUGUGUUGUAAUCGAAAACUGGAAAAAGUAAUGCGAGACGUACUCGAAGAGCUUACAGCGGAUAAAGACUGGCAGACUUGUAAUGUACAGAAGAUUGCAAAUACACUACAGCCAUUGGCCAGUCUUGGCGAUUUCGCCUCCAAGAGCCACUUCUACCAUGAUCUGAUAUGCAAAAUUGAGUAUCAAGGCAGAUAUUUCGCUGUGUUAUUGCCGAACUCCAAAUCGAAGCAUCAUCCAACGCCACUUAUGCGACCCACGCCCACCUGGUUGCAAAGCCAACAGCUUCUCCAUAGUAGUUAA
Molecule: messenger RNA, 300 nt
Organism: Cooperia oncophora
Lineage: Eukaryota; Metazoa; Nematoda; Chromadorea; Rhabditida; Trichostrongylidae
Source: the annotation of a GenBank genome assembly